Ostreococcus tauri is the source of this 4002-nucleotide messenger RNA. Its product is annotated as ABC transporter, conserved site. Gene Ontology annotation, cellular component: membrane. The transcript is spliced from 2 exons. Bases 1 to 4002 code for a protein of 1333 amino acids. The record is from RefSeq and is a predicted model, not a curated record. NCBI's taxonomy places the organism in Eukaryota, Viridiplantae, Chlorophyta, Mamiellophyceae, Mamiellales, Bathycoccaceae. Gene Ontology annotation, biological process: transmembrane transport. Gene Ontology annotation, molecular function: ATP hydrolysis activity; ABC-type transporter activity; ATP binding.
AUGGAGAAGGGUGACGUCGAGGCCGUCAGCGUCCUGGAGCCGCCGGUUGACUGGGCGAACGUUGGAUGGAAGAAGAAUCCGCUCAAGUCGCUCUUCUUCGCUCAAGUCACCCCGCUCAUCUCCGAGGGCACCGUGCGGCGACUCGAACCGACGGACCUGUGUCACCUCGACGCUUUAGACAGCCAAGUGCUCACGAGCAACUUCGAAGAAGAUUGGGCCAAGGAAAAACUCAAGCCCAAGCCAAACUUGGUCAGAGCGCUUCUCGAACGUCACAAAUUUACGUUCGUCUGGACUGGAAUUUUGUUCGGAAUUGCGCAAGCAUCCUUGUUUGCGGGACCUCUGUUACUGCGAGAGAUCGUUGGUGGCAUUGAGUGCGAAGCGAUGGCGACCAAGCUAGGCGUCAGCGGUGAACAAGCCGGGUGCACAUCGCGGAGCAAAAUGUAUGAGUUCGCAAUUCUUUUGGCUGUUGCUUCGAUUUUGCAGAAUUUCUGCGCAGCGCAUCAAGAAUUCGGACUCCAGAAAGUGGGAAUAUCGGUUCGUAACAGCUUGAUGUGCGCGUUAUAUCGCAAGGUCCUUCGUCUCUCUCCGAAGGGUCUGCAAGCGGAGUCCACCGGUCGCAUCGUGACGUUGAUGUCCAACGAUGUCAACAAACUGCAAGAAUUGUUCGCCAUGAUUCACAACCUGUGGGCAGCGCCGAUAUUCAUAUGUGCUUCUUUCGUUUUGCUAUACGACGUGAUUCAAUGGAGCGCUUUCAUCGGCUUUGCGUGCAUCAUCGUAGCGGCUCCGUUCACAUUUAUUGUCGCUAUGACGCUGUUCAAGAUAAGACGCGGCCUGACGAAGUGUGCAGAUGAACGCAUUAACAUCUUGAGUGAAGUUAUCAAUGGAAUGAGAGUCAUCAAGUAUUACGCAUGGGAGCACGCGUUUGCGCAACGAGUGCGUGCAAUCCGAAAUCGCGAGGUUGCGCUCGUUUGGAAGUCACAAAAAGUUGGCGCGCUCUUCGGCGUUGCUCUUUUCAGCACGCCCGUUUUCAUCGCCGUUUGUUCUCUGGGCUCUUACUCUCUCGCAGGCAACCCGAUCGUCACCAGUAAGGCGUACACCGCUUUGGCGUUGUUCAACAUGUUGCGAUUUCCACUGGUGUUGGUGCCGUUUUUACUCAACACGCUGCUCAACGCGCUCAACGCCAUUCAACGUUUAGCGUCUUUCUUGGACGCGGAUGAGUCGUUGGAUUACGAGUUGGACCAUUCCGAAGUCGGUGUGGUUCGUUGCUCAAACGCGACGUUCGGAUGGCCGACGCUUCCGAAGGCUCAAGAGGAGCUAACCCCCAAGGGACCCCCGAGUCGAGGCAAGAUGGCGGCAGCAGACAAGGAGCCGAAAAAAGAGGAAGUCUCAGUCGUGGAUGAAAGUGUCGUAGACGUGACACUUGCGGAACAGCAACCGUUUGAGCUCUCAGGAGUGGAUUUCGAAUCAAAACCUGGAAGUCUCACCAUGGUUGUCGGUCCGGUUGGAUGUGGCAAAUCGACGCUCGUAUCCGCCUUGACGCAAUUCAUCCCGUGCAAGAGUGGUGACAUCAAGGUGAGCGGCUCUGUGUCGUUAUGUGCGCAACAAUCUUGGAUAUUAAACGCAACAGUGAAGGAUAACAUUCUCUUCGGCAAGCCUUACGACGCCGUCGAAUACGAAAGAACGAUUCGCCUGGCACAACUCGUGGAAGACCUGGACAUCUUACCGGCUGGCGACCAAACGAUCAUCGGCGAACGAGGCGUGACUCUUUCUGGUGGUCAAAAGCAACGCGUUUCGAUCGCACGUGCGAUUUACGCGGACAGCGAUGUUUACAUUUUUGAUGAUCCGCUGAGCGCUGUGGACAACCAUGUUGGUGCGGCUCUCUUCAAGGAAGUCAUCACGGGUGUUCUGAAGCAAAAGACGAUCAUUCUCAUCACGAAUGCGCUACAGUACUUGCCGAAAGCGGAUCAGGUGGUUGUUUUGAAGGAUGGCUCAAUGCAAGAGAGUGGCAACUACGCCUCACUCAUGGCGAAAAGAGGAACUUUCUACGAUCUCAUGCAGACGCACGGCAUUCACGCUGAAGAUGAGAGAGAAGAAUCAAAAUCAAAGACAAAAGAGAAACCUCUCGCAGGAGACAUGUCGAAAACAAUGGUACCCUUCUCCAAGAAUAAUGAUACCAUGAAAGAGGAAGAGCGCGCGAUAGGUAACGUUGGUACUCGUGUUUAUAUGAAGCUCUUUGAGGCCACCGGCACAAAGUGGAAUUUCAUUUUCGUCGUGUUCUUCUUCGGUUGCGAGUAUGGCUCUAAGGCAUUACUCGAUUACUGGUUGACUUGGUGGGCGAAGAAUGAGUUUGGAUUUUCGAGCAACGAAUACCUCGCGGUUUACUUCGGAAUUUUCGUCCUUAACGGCGUUUUCGUCUUCGUGAGAAGCCUGACGCUUUACUUUUUUCUGUGCCGAGCUUGCAGAUGGAUGCACGAAAACUUGCUUUCACGAGUGCUGAAGAUGCCGAUGAGUUUCUUCGACACUACACCCAGUGGUCGCAUCAUCAAUCGCUUCAGCCGAGAUGUCGAAACGAUCGAUAUUGUCUUACCUGGUAUCGUCGUGCAAUUCAUGGGAUGCAUCUCAAACAUCAUCACCACGCUUGUGAUAGUUUGCGUGGCGACCAAGUGGUUCACUGUUGCCCUUUUACCUAUCAUCUUCAUUUACGUCAUGAUUCAAAGGUUUUAUAUUCCCGCCUGUCGUGAACUACAGCGCAUCGAAUCUGUCACUCGUUCGCCUAUUUAUAGCGGUCUGGGUGAAGCAGUGAACGGAGUCGAAACCAUUCGUACUUUCCGCGUGGGAUCGCACUUCACCGCGAUGGCCUACAAAGCAAUGGAGAAGAAUGCGGACGCUUUCGUGACGCAAAGACUUGCGGCGUUAUGGUUAGCGAUUCGAUUGCGUCUUAUCGGAGCUGUUAUCGUGUCAUGUGCCACGUUCUUGGUGAUCCAAGGAAACGUGAGCGCCGGCUUGGCUGGCUUGACGCUGGUGUACGCUCUGGACGUCACCAAAUACAUGGAACACGGCACCAACAUGGCGAGCGAAUUGGAGACGAAAAUGAACGCGGUAGAGCGUGUCGUGCAGUAUUUGGAUAAAGAAUUAGAAAGCUCGCACGUCACGGAGCCCAGUGUGGCUCUCGGACUUCCAGUUGACUGGCCGAAGAAGGGAAAGCUGGAGAUAGAUAAUCUCAGCAUGCGUUAUCGCCCCGAGUUGCCGCUCGUACUCAAAAAUUUAACCUUUGCCGUCAACGCCGGCGACAAGGUCGGCAUCUGCGGUCGCACUGGCAGCGGUAAAUCAUCUAUGUUCGUUGCGCUCUUCCGUAUCGUAGAGCCAUCUUCAGGCACCGUGCGGUUGGAUGGCGUUGACAUCAGAACGCUCGGAUUGCACGAUUUGCGCUCAAAGAUGGCGAUGAUUCCGCAAGAUCCCUUCAUGUUCGCCGGGUCUAUCCGUAGUAACCUUGAUCCAUUCGAAGAACAUAAAGACGACGCGGUGUGGGAGGUUUUAACAAAGGUUGGACUGCGAGCGAUGGUUGAGAAGGCGGUGAAGCGCCUGGACAUGGAGGUCAUUGAUAAUGGCGCAAACUUUUCGCUCGGUCAGCGACAGCUUCUUUGCAUGGCUCGCGCCUUGCUGCGUCAAAGUCGCGUGCUCAUGAUGGACGAAGCGACAGCAUCGGUCGACAUGGAUAGCGACGCGUUGAUUCAAAAGACGGUUCGCGAGGCAUUCAGCCAGUGCACGACGCUCACCAUCGCGCACCGCUUGAACACCAUUAUGGACAGCGACAAGGUGGCCUUCCUUGACAAAGGCGAACUCGUGGAGUACGGUGAACCUCAAGAUUUGUUGCAGAAUAAGGGUGGCAAGUUCUCAGCUCUCGUGGCCCAAAGUGGCAGCAAGCGUAACGAGACCUUCCUCCGCGGCUUGGCCCAAGACGCCUCCAUCAAGCGUUCGCAGUCGCAGUCCUCGCUCGAGUAG